CACCAAACGACGUCGUGGUAGUCGUUAUCAGCACAGUCUGUAUUUUUAAUGAUCCCUUUGCCCAAACGUAGCGCCAAAUCCCCCAUGGCGCGAACCAUCGGAAACAAAUCGGGUCUUCACGACCUCCUGACCCGAUUCGUUAUCUCACGGCGGCCAUUGCAAACCGUAGCAUACGAAGAGCUCCGGCCCUCCACCGACACAAAACCCUACCACUCCACCGCUUUUGUCCUCCAUGGCCUCCUGGGCUCCGCCAGAACCUGGAGAUCUUUCUCUCGCACCCUCCUCUCCAAUCUCUCCAGCCCAUCUGGUUGGAGGAUGGUGCUUGUGGAUUUGAGGAACCAUGGGAGGUCAGCUGAGAUCGAAGGUCUGAACCCACCUCAUGAUUUGGUCAAUGCGGCCCAUGAUUUGGCUCAUUUGAUUCAGACUCGAGGUUGGGCCUGGCCCGAUGUUGUUCUUGGCCACUCGUUUGGUGGUAAGGUUGCUCUGCAAUUUGCACAAAGCUGUGUUCUUGGUCACUAUGGUGACUCUGCUAAGGUGCCCAAGCAGCUCUGGGUAUUGGAUUCUCUUCCAGGAGAAGUGAACCCUGAAAACAGAAAUAAGGAAGUUGAGAGAGUUUUGCACACAUUGCAGAGUCUACCUUCAUCAGUUCCAUCACGAAAGUGGCUUAUGAAUCAUUUGACUGAACUUGGGUUCUCAAAAUCAUUGUCACAUUGGAUAGGCAGCAACCUCAAGAAACAUGGAGAUCACGAGACAUGGGCGUUUGAUCUUGAUGUUGCUGUCCAGAUGUUUAAUUCUUACCAGGAAAAGUCUUAUUGGCCUCUGUUGGAGCACCCCCCGAAAGAUAUGGAGAUAGCUGUUGUGCGCGGUGAGAACAGUGAUCGUUGGGACGUGGAAGAUAUUGAACAGCUUGAAAGCCUUGCCAACCGGGAAGGAGAUGGAUCGGAGGGGAAGGUUUCAGUUCACGUUCUUCCGGAAUCAGGCCAUUGGGUUCAUGUAGACAAUCCAAAAGGACUUCUUGAGAUUGUGGCACCAAAGAUUUCAUCCCUUAGACCAUAAACCAUAGUUGGAUUUUAAAAGUCAUCUACCACAGAAGAGAUAUAGUGGAUUAGUGAUUUCUUUCUUAUGACUUUACCAUUUGUGCUGGCACCCAGCACCUUCAUGGGAUGAAUGCGUCUGUGUUAAUAAUAUUGAUACUAACUCUCUAGCCUUAAAUGUACAAACCUGAGAAUUACAAAAUUUAUGCUUGCAUUUAGAGAUAUAUCCUUUUGUAUUUCAAUUAUUCACUUAUAAUAAGCAUUUUUAUCA
Prunus mume (Japanese apricot) is the source of this 1305-nucleotide messenger RNA. RefSeq lists its product as uncharacterized. Lineage: Eukaryota; Viridiplantae; Streptophyta; Magnoliopsida; Rosales; Rosaceae. The record is from RefSeq and is a predicted model, not a curated record.